AUGCCCGGUUUCAAGCAGGCGACCGACCUCGAUGCCUGGAAGGCCCUCCAGGAGCACCACAACACCGUGGGCCGCAACAUUGUCCUGAAGGAAUGCUUCGCCAAGGACCCCCAGCGCUUCGAGAAGUUCAGCCGCACGUUUGUCAACCCGGUCGACAACACGGAGAUUCUCUUCGAUUUCUCCAAGAACUUUAUCACGGAUGAGACUCUGGACCUCCUGGUUAAACUGGCCAAGGAGGCGAAUGUGGAGGAGCUCCGCGAUGCCAUGUUCAAGGGCGAGCACAUCAACUUUACCGAAAACCGCGCUGUCUACCACGUCGCUCUGCGGAACGUUAGCAAUGAGCCCAUGCAGGUGGACGGAAAGAGCGUCGUUGAGGGCGUCAACACGGUGCUCGAGCACAUGAAGGUGUUCUCCGAGCAGGUGAGGAGCGGUGAGUGGAAGGGUUACACUGGCAAGCGGAUAAAGACCAUCAUCAACAUCGGUAUCGGUGGCUCGGACCUGGGCCCUGUGAUGGUCACGGAAGCCCUCAAGGCGUACGCCGACCGCAACCUGACCAUGCACUUCGUCUCCAACAUUGACGGAACCCACAUCGCGGAAGCCCUGAAGGAGUCGGAUCCCGAGACCACCCUCUUCCUGAUCGCGUCCAAGACGUUCACCACCGCCGAGACUAUUACGAAUGCCAACACGGCCAAGAAGUGGUUCCUGGAGAAGGCCAAGGACGAGUCGGCCAUUGCGAAGCACUUUGUUGCUCUGUCGACCAACGAGGCCGAGGUCACCAAGUUUGGAAUCGACAAGAAGAACAUGUUUGAGUUUGAAUCCUGGGUCGGUGGUCGCUACUCCGUGUGGAGUGCCAUCGGUCUCUCGGUGGCCCUCUACAUCGGCUACGACAACUUCCACCAGUUCCUCGCCGGUGCCCACGCCAUGGACAAGCACUUCCGCGAGGCCCCUCUGGAACAGAACAUUCCUGUCAUCGCCGGUCUGCUGAGUGUCUGGUACAGUGACUUCUUUGGAGCCCAGACUCGCCUGGUGUGUCCAUUUGACCAGUACCUGCACCGCUUCCCGGCCUACCUCCAGCAGCUGUCCAUGGAGAGCAACGGCAAAGCGAUCACCCGCUCUGGCGAUUAUGUCAAGUACACUACUGGCCCGAUCUUGUUUGGUGAGCCCGCCACCAACGCGCAGCACAGCUUCUUCCAGCUGCUCCACCAGGGAACGAAGCUCAUUCCCGCCGACUUCAUCCUAGCUGCCGAAUCCCACAACCCGGUGGAUGGUGGCAAGCACCAGCGCAUGCUGGCGUCCAACUUCCUUGCCCAGUCGGAGGCCUUGAUGAUCGGUAAGACUCCGGAGCAAGUCAAGGCGGAAGGCGCGCCGGACGAGCUGGUCGCCCACAAGACCUUCCUUGGAAACCGGCCAACGACCUCGAUCCUGGCCCAGAAGAUCACUCCCGCAACCCUGGGUGCCCUCAUUGCCUUCUACGAACACCUGACUUUCACCGAGGGCGCGGUGUGGAACAUCAACUCGUUCGACCAGUGGGGAGUGGAGCUGGGCAAGGUCCUGGCCAAGAAGAUCCAGAAGGAGCUCGAGACGCCGGGUGCUGGCGGCGACCACGAUGCGUCCACCAGCGGCCUUAUCUCGGCCUUCAAGAAGAAGGCCAACUUGGCGUAG
Molecule: messenger RNA, 1662 nt
Organism: Rasamsonia emersonii CBS 393.64
Lineage: Eukaryota; Fungi; Ascomycota; Eurotiomycetes; Eurotiales; Trichocomaceae
Product: Glucose-6-phosphate isomerase
Exons: 2
Coding region: 1-1662 (553 amino acids)
Biological process (GO): glucose 6-phosphate metabolic process; glycolytic process; gluconeogenesis
Cellular component (GO): cytosol
Molecular function (GO): glucose-6-phosphate isomerase activity; carbohydrate derivative binding; monosaccharide binding
Source: RefSeq, a predicted model, not a curated record